This is a messenger RNA of Symbiodinium sp. CCMP2592, 780 nucleotides long. Lineage: Eukaryota; Dinophyceae; Suessiales; Symbiodiniaceae. The record is from the annotation of a GenBank genome assembly.
AUGGCCCUUCUGAAGGAAUUUGAAGAUCACAUGCUGAAGCCAAGCAUCGUCGUGGUAAAUGCCAUCAUCAGUGCCUGUGGAGCGGCUACCGAAUGGCGGCAGGCAUUGCAGCAGUUUGUAGAGGCAAAAGGCCGCGUUUUGAAUCCCGAUGUCGUAACGUAUGCUGCGGCCAUGAGUUCUGUCGAAAAAGCAAACCAAUGGCAAAGAGCCUUGUCCUUGCUGGAGGAGGUUGGGCAUCAACGGGAAAAAACAAACAUAAUCGUGCUGAACGCAGCGAUUAGUGCAUGUGGUGGUGCAGCGCAGUGGCAAUUUGCCGUUCAAAUACUGAGUGAGGUCCAUGCAAGACUGUUGCAGACAGAUUUGGUCACUUACGACGCAGCUCUCACUGCAUGCGCGAACGGCAUGGAGUGGCAGAAAUCCAUCGGAUUGCUUCGCACAGUCCAAGAGACAGACAUCCAGCUCGGUGUUAUCGCCUUCAAUGCCGCAAUCACAGCUUCCGAGCGAGCAUCACAGUGGCAGGCCGCUAUCCAUCUGCUAGAGCUUGCUGGCACGGUUGUCGACCUAACCGUCGUGACCUUCAGUGCGACCAUCAGUGCAUGUGAGCAGUCUGGACAGUGGGUUGAAGCUCUCCAGCUCUUGAGAUGUAUGGAGCAGCGACAUCUAGAAGCUAAUUUGAUAAGCUACGCAUCCGUGGUCAGCUCCUGUGAGAAAGCCCUGAGAUGGCGAGAAGCCCUGGCAAUUCUGAACAAUGCGCUUCGAAACUCUGUCAUAGUAGGGUAA